Messenger RNA from Sesamum indicum (sesame), 1646 nucleotides. Its product is annotated as isoleucine N-monooxygenase 1. Gene Ontology annotation, molecular function: iron ion binding; heme binding; oxidoreductase activity, acting on paired donors, with incorporation or reduction of molecular oxygen. Lineage: Eukaryota; Viridiplantae; Streptophyta; Magnoliopsida; Lamiales; Pedaliaceae. The record is from RefSeq and is a predicted model, not a curated record.
UAGAAACUCCUAUUCCAAUCCAAGUUUCUUUGCCCGCCAAAUUCAAGCUCAAGCAUUAAGAGUAGCAUAAGGGUAUGGAGAUCAACAAACCAAUCCUCUAUAUUAAUCUUUUGGCAUUGCUAGUAUUGAGUUUUGCCACCACAAUCCUUAAGAAGCGUCGUCUACGUUUCAAGAAAAGAACACCACCUUCCCUUCCACCUGGCCCGAUGGGCUACCCUAUCGUCGGCUGCCUACCUAAAUUGAUCAUGAACAAGCCAGCAUUUCAAUGGAUACACCAACUCAUGCAAGAAAUCAACACAGAAAUAGCAUGUAUCCGCCUUGGUAACGCCUAUGUUAUCCCUGUCACUUCUCCUGAACUCGCUCGGGAGUUCUUGAAGAAAGAAGACGUAAAUUUCGCCUCCAGGCCCGAGGCCUUGUCAGCCAAGCUGACAAGCAACGGGUACCUGACAGCAGCCUUUUGUCCUAAUGGUGAUCAAUGGAAGAAAAUGAGAAGAGUUAUUGCCUCAGAAGUGCUUUCACCGGCAAUGCACCGAUGGCUCCACAGAAAAAGAUGUGAAGAAGCUGAUCAUGUGGUGAGAUAUGUAUACAAGCAAUGCCAAAGUCCAAUCAGGAAUGGGCUUGUGAAUGUGAGAGUUGUGGCACAGCAUUAUUGUGGGAACCUGACUAGAAAUUUGAUUUUCAGUAAGAGGUUUUUUGGGACAGGAAUGGAGGAUGGAGGCCCUGGAGUAGAAGAGAAAGAGCAUUUGCAUGGACUCUUCACAAUCUUGAAACAUGUUUAUGGGUUCGGAGUUUCUGAUUAUCUUCCAUGGUUGGAGGUGUUUGAUCUGGAUGGGCAUAAAAGAAUUCUCAAAACUGCUUUGAAAAGUAUGAGCAAAUACCAUGAUCUAGAAAUUAAUAAGAGGGUUGAGGUGUGGCGACAAGGGAUGAAGAACACAGAAGAGGAUAUCCUUGAUGUUUUAAUUAACCUCAAGGACUCAAACAACAAUCCUUUGUUGUCAACUCAAGAGAUAAAAGCACAACUUAUUGAAAUAAUGCUUGCCUCAGUUGAUAAUCCAUCAAAUGCAGUCGAAUGGGCUCUUGCAGAGAUGAUCAAUCAACCGAAUAUUCUUAAUCGAGCUUGUGAAGAAUUGGACCAAGUUGUAGGCAGGGACAGACUGGUAGACGAGUCCGAUUUAUCAAAGCUAAACUAUGUGAAAGCUUGCGCGAAGGAGGCAUUUAGGUUGCAUCCUAUGGUGCCUUUCAAUGUCCCACAUGUAUCCAUUGAAGAUACAGUCGUGGGUGGUUAUUUCAUCCCUAAAGGUAGCCAAGUGUUGUUGAGUCGUCUCGGGCUAGGGCGAAACCCUAGAGUUUGGGAAGACCCUCUAGUCUACAAGCCAGAACGUCAUAUCGUCGAUAAGGACUCAGAAGUCGUGCUCGUGGAUCAUGAGUUGCGCAUGAUAUCAUUCAGUACAGGAAGGCGAGGAUGUCCAGGCAUUGUGCUUGGUUCGACCAUGACUACAAUCCUUUUGGCUAGGCUUAUUCAGGGAUUCAAUUGGACGACACCACCCACCGGAUCAAUCAAUAUCGACUAUGCUGAGGCCGAGCCAUUGAUUGCUCAUGCAGUGCCGCGAUUGGCACCACAUGUUUAUCACGAGCUCAUGUACUAG